CGACGACAGUCCACCCCAAUCAGAUGCUCUGUGCUUUAAUAGUACAAGGCCUUCCGUACAGAGCUGUCUGCCGCCGCCUAGCGAUCGCCAUCAUCUUCGUCACAAUCUCCCUAGGCGGCCAUGGGUCCUAAGCAAACGGAAUGUAUGUCGCAGCUAAAGCCCAAACGGACCAGGGCAAAGUUCCCCAAAGUCCGUACUGGCUGUCUAACAUGGUGCGUAACUAUUGUUCUGUUCCCUUGUGCGUGUCCGUAAUUGUGAAUGAGUCUAAUCCCGCACCUCACUAUAGCAAGAUUCGACAUAAGAAAUGCGACGAGGCAAAACCCAUCUGCCAGCGCUGCCGGGAUAAUGGCUACAAGUGCGAUGGCUACGAGCAGCCCCAAGAGCCUCGAUGCUACAAGAGAAAAACAAAUGCGAGGCCGAAGCCCAGACCGCAGACGAGACCGACAUCAGAAAUUAUACUUGCCUCAAAUCGUGGCCUAGAUAUGCUCAACUCGUUCGAUAACUUCGGGGUUUUGCACGCCAGCCCGCCAGAGAAGUCCCUGUUCCUUCAUGCCAAUCAAUAUACUAUCAAGGACCUCAUUGGGUACUCGACAUCCCUGUCCGGAUUCUGGCGAGACUUUGUUCUGCCCAUUGGCCAUGCGGUGAAUCCGGUCAAGCAUGCUCUGAUCUCCCUCGGUGCCUCGCACAAGUCAUUUCUGUUAAGACGUUCGCUCGGCAUGCCACCGAUAGAAACGCAAACCUACGAUCACCUCGCCAUCCAGCAAUACAAUAAAGCAAUAUCAGAACUCACCCCAAUCAUGAGCGACCCUUCUCCACUCGACAUCCAGGCCAUUCUCAUCUGCUGUUUGCUCUUUGUCUGCAUAGAUAAUCUCAACGGGCGACAUGUCGUUGCCUUACAACACCUCCGGGCUGGGGCUGAAGUUCUAAACUCGAUGCAGGACAGGGAUUCUACGUUGCUGGUCGAAGGAUCUAGCAUGUCUUCCCAGGUUACAAAGAUGAAAUACGACGAGAGCAGUCUGGGUGGUAUCUCAGACAUGUUUGAACGUCUCAGCCUCGACACCUCCAUCCUCAUGUGGGACCCACCCGUCCACCGCCAAAGAUCGCAUGCUCUCAGCGGUGGCGACGACGAGGGCCCGUUCCUGUCGUCGUCCGCUGCCCGUGACGAGCUACGAGGCAUCGACUUAGAGUUCCAUUCGAUCUGGGAGUCUGACAAGCACGAAGACAUGCGCGAUGGGCCGUGCGGACAAGCUUGUGGCAAGUCAUGCACGGACACAUCGGAUCAGGGCUAUCUUUUACGAACCCGACAUGCCCUUAUAUACCCUCCAAUCUCUAGGAAGCCCGAGUUCGAGGCGAUUUGUGAUAGGUUUGAAAAAUGGUGCAGCCGCUUCGACCAGUAUCUCGAGAGCAUCAAUCAUACCCCAGCCUCCGUGGAGGAGUUCAACGAGGCCAUGGUCCUGACGCUCCACCGCAAGGUGUGGGUGGCAAUGCUAAAGUCAGGUCCAUUCUGCGACUGCCCCCUGCCCCGGAAGUACUACGAGGAUAUACUGCACCAGGCCGAGAUCGUCAUUCCUGCUGCCAGCCGGGGCACACAUCCCAUGUUCACUUUCGAGGCGGACACCAUCCCUCCUGUAUCGUUUGUCGCUUCGUUUUGCGAGCACGAGGACCUCAGGAGGAGAGCAAUUGCGAUGCUGAGAUCGAUCAAUCGAACCGAAGGAGCAUGGGACAGCCAGAGAAUGGCUGAUAUUUGCGAGUUGGAACUCGCCACUGGGGUUUGCACCGGAAAGCCCUCACCGUCAAGGCACAUGGACUGCCAAGGGCUCUGUGCAAACCCAUGUGCAAGUAGUUGUCACGAGAAACACACCUUCAACUGUUAAUGGGUCUGUACUUUUUGUGUGUGGGUCCUAGGGUCCCAAUUCAAUGUGCACCUGUAUUAAAUUAGGAUACUCACAUAAAUACCUAGAUGACGAAAGUUAGGGCUUACGGAUAGUGGGCUACCUACCAGGGGAGGUGCAAAUGGAUUUUAUAGUACUAUCAUUUCAAAGUAAUGUUAGCCCUAAUCUAACCUAACCCCAAUCAUCUCUCCUCUCGCUCAUCGUUCUCUGCCUCCAUACCUAGGUAGUAUUUUGGCACCGGCACACCAUCAUGCCCAUUACCCGAGCUGCACUACGUCGGCUGCGUCUUACCCUUCCGCGGUCAUCAUGCGGCAUGAUGGCGCGACAGCUGCAAGCCACACACCUGCCCGCCAAAAGCGUUUACCGCGACCUUUUCCCAUGUACUCUUCAUUACUACUCCUGGCGCGGGCCGAAAAUGGCCAUGCACGCUACUACCAUUGAUAGCCUGACUUCAAGUCUAGAUUUAGACGCUACCGAGCGGGACAACCUUCUCCCCCAAGAUGUCUUCCGCAUUCAAGAGGAUGGGCUUGUCUAUCCCGGCCCUGACGGCAACGACCCUGUUUGGAAUGGCGCAAUGCUGAUGCCGCAUGCAACCUUCUUGUUAGAGAUCACAGAAAAUUAUCAUGAUUUCUAUGAGGAGCAGAAAGCGGCAGGUCGUGAUCUUCCAGAGCCAUGCCUUUUAACUGUACCGAACGGAUCACGGAUGCCCGAUACUCUUAUUCUGGCCCACGAACAUGCGUAAAUGUUCCAUCUUAUGCCCCGCAUAGGAAUGCCCCUCUCAAGUAUGAAACCCUUGAGUGCUUUUGAGGUUCCAUGAUGGCUAUGUUGACCUCGAUGAGCCUGUGUACUUGCGUUUUAGCCUGCCUGUCUUCACAAUUUCCCCACCCCCUCCCCCAGAUAGCAGCAAGUGGAAACUAUGGAACUUACGAGCACAUGCUGGUAAUACCUGCUAGCCAUGAGGAGUCGGCAGAGGACAAGAUCUGGAUUUUGAAAACCAGGGACACGAUGCUGGCAGCGAUACCCCUAGAUGAGGAAAUAAAGGCCAGCGGUUAAACAUGUGGCUCUUUUUACGUCGUUGACUGUUUCGACGUCUUGAUGUUUAACUCACAGUACGGCAGUGGAAAAUACCCCGACAAGCUGCAAUCGCUUCCCCAGAGGCAUCCGGAGAUGCCACACAAUAUGGAGCGGCAAGAUGAGGAUGUAAAUGUCCAGCACUGUGCCGAUGGCACUCUGUAUGGCUCCGCCGAAGGCAAAUGGGUGUGAGUUUGUCUGCAGGCUCUCCAGGAGCGAUUCCCAGCUGUGUCCAACCCGUGGCGCUGCGUAGAUGGCGGCAAGCGGGACGUUGGACAGGUACACCAGCAGUGUGACCAGGUGACCAACGUCGAUAGCGAGACGCAUGCGCUUUCCAAUGGCAAACAGCCGCUUGUAGAGCAAGAAUAUGGCUCCCUUGGAAAAUAAGAAGGCUGGAAAGAAGAGUAUCGUCUGCACAAACGGGAAGCGCAAGUACUCACCCGUGUACCAGCACACGGGAAUAUCCCACGUGUGGCGGUAGUAAUUGGGGUCUGCGUGCGAGGGCCGAGGGAAAAAAUCAUCAGUGAUACGCCAAAGCAGCAGGGUGGAACAGAAACGGACGAGUGCCACGUACGAGCUGCGAUCACGCCUGUGUACGCGAUAUUCGUCACGCAUGCCAUGAUUGUGAAGACUUGUGAUUGAGAGCCAGUUAGCGCCUGUCCUGUACCGAUGCAUCCUCAAAAAGAAGUCAAGAGAAUGGACAACGACUCACUAUCCGCUGCGUGUAGUCUGCUUCGGUUGAUGUACAGGCGGC
Diaporthe batatas is the source of this 3717-nucleotide messenger RNA. RefSeq lists its product as uncharacterized. The transcript is spliced from 3 exons. The record is from RefSeq and is a predicted model, not a curated record. The coding region runs from base 141 to 1874 and encodes 577 amino acids. NCBI's taxonomy places the organism in Eukaryota, Fungi, Ascomycota, Sordariomycetes, Diaporthales, Diaporthaceae. Gene Ontology annotation, molecular function: zinc ion binding; DNA-binding transcription factor activity, RNA polymerase II-specific. Gene Ontology annotation, biological process: regulation of DNA-templated transcription.